Messenger RNA from Zootoca vivipara (common lizard), 1531 nucleotides. RefSeq names its product shisa family member 5 (gene SHISA5). NCBI's taxonomy places the organism in Eukaryota, Metazoa, Chordata, Lepidosauria, Squamata, Lacertidae. The record is from RefSeq and is a predicted model, not a curated record.
UUCGCUUUCGGGCAACGCGAGCCACUCAUUUGUGAGGCGCGGAGUCGUCCCGGUGGGUCGGUGGCUGCUGCUCGCUGGCUGACUGAGGGGAGGAGGAGGAGGAUGGCCUGCGCCCGGAGCCCUUUCCUGACCUCCUAUGCCUUACUGGCGCUCUUUCUCCUGCUGCCUGGCGGUUUCUGUGAAGACUGCAUAGCAUACACCACUUUUUAUGGAAUUCUGAAACCAGCAGUAUCUUGUCCAGCAUUCUGCUGUGGAAGUUGCAACAACCGAUAUUGCUGCUCAGACAUCGUACAAAGAUUGAAUAAAUAUGAGCAACUUGAAUGUGAUCCAGCAAGGUCAGAUCCAGCUCUCAUGCUCAACUCUGCAAUGUACAAAUCGGACGACUUUCACUUCGACUCUCAACCCAGCGGGACUAUCAUAGCUGUUGGAGUUUCCAUAUUCGUACUGUUUGUGGUGACCAUCAUUCUCUGCUUUACCUGUUCAUGUUGCUGCCUGUAUAAAGCAUGCCGAAGGCAACCGCGGCCUGUCGUGACCACAACUACAGCCACAACUGUGGUGCAGGUGCCAUAUCCUCAGCAGCCUGGGAUGCCACCACAAGGUUACCCUGUAGGGAUGUAUCAAGGAUAUAAUCCUCUGCCAGUGCAACCUCACCAGGGGAUGCCAGCAGCACCCUACCCAACACAGUACCCUCCACCUUACCCCACACAGCCUGCAGGACCACCACCCUACCAUGAAACCAUGGCAGCUGGAGCUGCUGCAGUUCAGCCACCUUAUAACCCAGCAUACAUGGAUCCUCCGAAGCAUUAACUUCAAAUGGAUUUACUGCUCUGUAUCUGCACAGAAGCCUUUUCAAACUGAAUCUGUAUUGUGGCAUACUUUCUUAAAAUACUACUCUGAUGCAGGCGGGGUAGAAACCCUGACAGUGUUUUUGUUUGUUUGUUUUUUAAUGCCUUGAGCACAACAAGGAAAAAAAAAUCACCUGGAUUUGUUUUCCUAUAUCUAAAUUUAAAUUGUUGACAGUUUCUUUUAAAAAAAGAAAAAGACAACUUCUGAGUAGGAGUUAUGGAUAUGCCAUACAAUAAUCUGAAUCUAGUGAAAGGGAGUGGUUGAUAAGACAAGCAGCAACAAGCGCCUGCUACCAUGAUUUUGCCAGUAAUUGUUAAUGCUUAUAAAAUGAGAGGUGUACCUCAACAAAAUCAGUGUAAAACUAGAUAUACUUUUUCCAUUUAACUAUUACAAAGUAAGAUCUAAUGGAAAAAAGUAAGAGAAAUAGUAUUGAGUAGAAUGUUUUGGGGUUUUGGCAAGAAAUAGUGUAAGUUGUUAAAGAAAACUUUUCUGUAUUUGUGCAGCAAUUGCCUAGUCAUUUGCUUCAUUAUGCUUUCCCAGUUUUAAUUUCAAGCAUGUCAGUUUCAUAGGUAACUUUCCUUUGUCUAAUAUUCCAGUUUCCCCUUUCCUCUAAAAAAAAAAAUACCAAAAGAAUAAUAUGUACUGUACCACUGCAUGAACAUGGUUGAAUGAAUCAUCUUAACAU